Molecule: messenger RNA, 366 nt
Organism: Gongylonema pulchrum
Lineage: Eukaryota; Metazoa; Nematoda; Chromadorea; Rhabditida; Gongylonematidae
Source: the annotation of a GenBank genome assembly
CUGUACUUAUUUGUAGGCCAAGAAGGAACAGAAGAUGCCGAAUCGCAAUCAUCACAACGUGUUGGUGCCGGCCAUUCACCACCUCGAUCGCAAUUAACCGAAUCCAGUGCACUGCAUUAUGGAUCGGAAUUUGACGUUUCAAGUCAUAUUGGCAGUACGGCACUAUCGCAGCGAUCAGCCCCUCGACAUGUUCGAGCCGAUAUCAACUGUGCACCAUCGCAUCAUCGUACAAUUCGUAUCGAUAACAUGGAGGUAGGGCUCAAAUUCCUCAAUAAAAUUCAAGGCUGUCCAGAGAUCAAUCGUUAUAAUUUUGAUUUAAACUGUUUUACGCAUCGAAGGGAGGAAAUUUUGCUGAAAGACAAGUGA